This is a messenger RNA of Triplophysa rosa, 2023 nucleotides long. RefSeq names its product patatin-like phospholipase domain containing 8 (gene pnpla8). The transcript has 5 exons. The record is from RefSeq and is a predicted model, not a curated record. NCBI's taxonomy places the organism in Eukaryota, Metazoa, Chordata, Actinopteri, Cypriniformes, Nemacheilidae. Gene Ontology annotation, cellular component: membrane. The coding region runs from base 105 to 986 and encodes 293 amino acids. Gene Ontology annotation, biological process: arachidonate metabolic process.
UGUGGAGUUAGUACAGGUAUAUCUAGCCACAAACAGUGUUUAUAACCUUCAUUUAUGCUGAUUAUAAGAAUUGUUUUCUGUUCAAAGGUGCUAUCCUGGCCUUCAUGCUGGGAGCAUUCCAGAUCCCUCUGAAUGAGUGUGAGGAACUGUAUCGGAAGUUGGGAUCUGAUGUCUUUAAACAGAAUUUGAUAGUGGGCACAGUGAAGAUGGGAUGGAGUCACGCAUACUACGACAGCCAGACCUGGGAGGAGAUCCUCAAAGAAAGAAUGGGUCCCGGUCUGAUGAUUGAGACAGCCAAAAACCCUAACUGCCCCAAGGUGUCAGCAGUGAGCACCUUGGUGAACAGAGGCCUACCAUUGAAGGCAUAUGUCUUCAGGAAUUAUAACUUCUUGCCUGGCGUUCGCUCACACUACCUGGGCGGCUGCCAUCACAAGAUGUGGCAGGCCAUCCGGGCCUCAUCCGCUGCUCCGGGCUACUUCCAGGAAUUUGUUCUAGGAAACGACCUCCAUCAGGAUGGUGGACUCCUGAUCAACAACCCCACGGCUCUGGCUAUCCACGAGAGUAAGUGUCUAUGGCCCAACACGCCGGUGCAGUGUGUGGUGUCUCUGGGCACAGGCCGGUACGAGACAGUCGCCAAGAGCGGCUCCAGCACUUACACCAGCCUGAAGACCAAACUUACCAACGUCAUCAGCAGCGCUACAGACACUGAAGAGGUCCACACAAUGUUAGACGCCCUUCUUCCCCCCAACACCUACUUUCGCUUCAACCCUUACAUGAGCGAAGACGUCCCAUUGGACGAGAACCGUCAAGAAAGGCUUGACUUCCUGCAGACCGAGAGCCGUCGCUACCUGGAACGCAACGAGAACAAGCUGAAGAAAGCGGCCAGCGUGCUCGCUCAAGAAAAGAGUGUGGUACAGAAACUGGCCGAAUGGGCGCAACUUAAAGCCGACUUGUACGACGGCCUUCCCUUCCGCUCCAAACUCUAAAACACGUUAAAGCCGUGAAACUAGCACAACUAACAACCUUUUCCUUAUUCUGUCCCACCUUUAACAAGGAAAACGGUGGAAGCCACUGCGGAUUAAGUGUUAUGGUGCCGUAAUGACAAUUUAAUCUAGUGAAAGAAGUCUACUGCCUCAUAUUGAAGAGCAUCUUGGAUUAAAAAGGUUCAUCAGGUAUGAUUUUUAGGGCUUUGGUGUUAAUGUAAGGACAGCGAUUGUUCACAAUGUCUCGGCUCUUGACAACCCCGUCCAUCAUCGUAUCACUGUCUUGUCUGAAAAGAAGAGUACUGCGCACGAGCAUGAAAUCGACAACACACUGAAACUAGCCACCACUUGUAUUUGCCGAUGUUAGUUUGUAUGUAGUAUUACUGUUGUGACAAAUUCAGUUGCAAUAGUGCUCCUGUUUGUGUCAUGUCUCUCCUUGACAAACCUUUAGUUGUUUGUUUCAGCACAAUGGUACAGGUAGUGUAGACUGAGCUUCAUUAGCAUGAGACAAGCUGCCAUGUGCACAAGUGAAUGCUCAUGUAAAUAAGAUGUUAAACUUUUCAACGAACGUACGUUUUUAAUUUUAAACGGGACGUAAUUAUGAACCUUUAAUUUUUGUUAGACUGCGAACCAACAACACUAUAAUGUUUUAAACACAAAACCACACAUUAAAUGAAGUUGUAUUAUUGGUGGAUUCAAAAACUGUUGCACUUGCAUUGAUUAUUGCAUCGGUUGGGAAAAUAAUAUUGAAGUUAUUAUCAUGCAAAUAUCUUAUUAUGUUUAAAUGCUUCAGUUGUACGUUUGCAUUUCAGCUUUAAUUUCUUCACUGUGCACUUGGGAAAAAAAUACCUGUUACAUAAUUUAUUGAUUUUGUUCAAUUCAAGUAUAAAGUAAAAUAUCCUAAUCCUUGAAUGCGUAAAACUCUGACAGUGUUGUAUGAAAUUUUAAUAGGUCUCAAUAUAAAAGUAUUGUCAUUUCCCUAAUAAUGUCUUUAAAUAACAUUUCCAUCAAAUUCUCUGAGAGAAAUAAAAGAUUUUAAA